Trachymyrmex septentrionalis is the source of this 2135-nucleotide messenger RNA. RefSeq names its product UNC93-like protein. The record is from RefSeq and is a predicted model, not a curated record. Gene Ontology annotation, molecular function: potassium channel regulator activity. The transcript is spliced from 7 exons. Bases 580 to 2040 code for a protein of 486 amino acids. NCBI's taxonomy places the organism in Eukaryota, Metazoa, Arthropoda, Insecta, Hymenoptera, Formicidae. Gene Ontology annotation, cellular component: striated muscle dense body; plasma membrane. Gene Ontology annotation, biological process: regulation of muscle contraction; regulation of potassium ion transport.
AUCAAAUUGCGUAAUGUUGCUCGACAUUUCAUCGAUAAACUUGUUUUGCGUCGCGUUGUCGUGUGCAUCUAUUUUCGUGUGACAGGAUCUCAGUCUGAUCAGCGUGUUACAUAUUCCAAGCGACGUGCACGGUCGGAAUGGAAAUUGUAUCAGGCGAUUAAGGUGCGUGAAAGGAGCAAGGAUACCUCUUUCCAAGGACAAACUGCUUAUUGAUGCUGGGGUAACCAUGUAUCUCGUCGCUACGCCAGAAAAUAGUUAUGCAAUUCCUCUCGGAUUUCAUUGUAGAAUUCCUACAUGAAGCUCUGCACAAAUCAAAGCUGAUAUAAUAUUAAUACCAAAGAGCGUGCAAGUGAAAUAUUUGUGUCCGUAUAAAACAAUGUUAAUUCGUCAUAUAUUCGAUACCACAACAUGCCGUUUCCUCGUUCACUGAUUACCUUGAAAUUGUUAUUGGCUUUACGCAAAUCGCGUGGCUAGUGACCAUUAUGAGAAUAAAUGAGUUGUUCAUCUUUACAAGUGAAUUUAUCGACGAAAUUGAUAUUGAACAUUCGACAAAAAUCAAUAUUUUACAUUGACUGAAACAUGACGAUUGGCAAAACCGAGAUGUCGAGAGAAUUCGUAAAAGUGCCGACCCCGAAUUUUGAACCAUCGGAACGAUGGCGAAUUAUGAAGAACAUUCUAGUGAUUAGUUGUGCUUUUAUGGUGAAUUUUACUGCUUUUAUGGGAGCCUCGAACUUACAGAGUUCUGUCAACGCAGAUCAAUCGCUAGGCACAUUCACAUUGUCGGCGAUUUAUGGUAGUUUACUCUUCAGCAACAUUUUGUUACCCGCUUUAAUUAUAAGCUGGUUAGGAUGCAAGUGGACGAUGUCGGUUUCUAUAUUGGCUUACAUGCCUUUUAUAGCUUCGCAGUUUUAUCCUAAAUUUUAUACUAUGAUUCCCGCUGGACUGUCAGUCGGAUUAGGCGGUGGGCCACUUUGGUGCGCAAAAUGUACUUAUUUAACUGUGGUAGCAGAAGCUUAUUCAACCGUUUCAGAUAUAGCUGUGGAUGUCCUUGUUACAAGAUUUUUCGGUCUUUUUUUCAUGUUUUAUCAAAUGGCACAAGUAUGGGGAAAUCUUAUAUCUUCAGCAGUUCUUUCAUAUGGAAUUGACACGGUUUUCUCAAAUGUCACCCUGAACAGUAGCGUUGUGGCCGAAAUUUGCGGAGCCAAUUUCUGUGGGGUAUCUGAGGAAAAUGAAAAUCCAAAUUUACAACGGCCUCCAGUAGAACGAAUAUACCUUAUUUCUGGAAUUUAUUUAGGCUGUAUGAUAUUAGCUUGUCUAAUAAUCGCGUUUGCCGUUGAUCCUUUAUCCAGAUACGACAGAAACAGAGCCCGCUUAGUGAAAGGAUCGUCCGGAUUCAAGCUCUUGGCCGUGACAUUAAAACUAUUAAAAGAAAAGAAUCAACUUUUAAUAUUGCCGAUAACGUUGUUUAUUGGGGCUGAGCAAGCGUUUUUAUUUGCCGAUUAUAACGCAUCAUUCGUUUCCUGUGCUUGGGGGAUUAAUAAUAUUGGUUACGUGAUGAUAUGUUUCGGUAUCACAAAUGCUAUAGCUGCACUUUUUACGGGAGCGAUCGUGAAGUUGACUGGAAGAAAGCCUGUGAUGAUUUUUGCUUUUUGUUUACACUUGAGUCUUUUCAUCUACAUGUUACGAUGGAAACCGACCCCAGAACAGGGUAUUAUCUUCUUUCUGCUUUCGGGUUUAUGGGGUGUGUGCGAUUCGAUCUGGCUAGUACAAGUCAAUGCAUUAAGUGGAAUAUUGUUCCCUGGUCGAGAAGAGGCAGCUUUCGCAAAUUUCCGCUUGUGGGAGUCCACUGGUUCAGUAAUAACAUAUGUGUACAGCCCAUAUCUGUGCACUUGUACGAAGCUAUAUCUUUUAAUCGGAAUACUGUGCGUUGGAAUGAGUGGUUUCGGUGUUAUCGAGUGGUUAGGUAUUCGAGCAGACAGAACUGUUUCCGACAACAAGCCUGCUCUAGAAUUAAUGAAUGAUAGAAAUAUCGAUCGAUAAAAUAUAGAAGUAGUAAGUAUCGUCUUUUUCAGUUGACGGAAUUGUAGAAAACUGUCAAAAUGUUUAUUUUUUGAUAUCAUUAAAAAGUGCCAAAA